Messenger RNA from Anisakis simplex (herring worm), 357 nucleotides. The record is from the annotation of a GenBank genome assembly. Lineage: Eukaryota; Metazoa; Nematoda; Chromadorea; Rhabditida; Anisakidae.
AUGCAACGAGGUGAUGAUCGAAAAAAGGCAAUUCUUCUGUUCGAUGUCGAUGGAACAUUAACAAUGCCAAGACAGAAGAUAGAUAAAGAAAUGCGUGAUUUUCUGGUGGAAGUUCGAAAGAGAAUCCCAUUAGCAGUAGUUGGCGGAUCGGAUUUAUCGAAAAUUGUUGAACAAUUAGGUGACAGUCUUGACGAUGUGUUAACGCGAUUCGAUUACGUGUUCUCUGAGAAUGGUCUAGUCGGUUUCCACGAUCAGAAUGCGUUCCCAGUGAAGGUAAGAACACAUCUUACCGAAUCGCUUUCUUACGAAGUCCCGUUUAUUCUUUUUGCCUCAUCCUCUUCUUCACCCGUGCAAUAA